This is a messenger RNA of Parnassius apollo (apollo), 426 nucleotides long. The record is from the annotation of a GenBank genome assembly. NCBI's taxonomy places the organism in Eukaryota, Metazoa, Arthropoda, Insecta, Lepidoptera, Papilionidae.
AUGUCGACGAUAUGUUCAUUUGGAUAUAAGACGCGUGACAUUUUAGCACUACGUAGCUUAACACAAGGAACACAAAGAUUCAGUCCGGAAUGUACAGAAGAGCUAACAACGUUGUUGUGCACCGACAAAAUAUAUGAGAAUAUACCAAAGCACAUGCGUGUGAAACCUGGCAUGGUCAACAUGCAGUGGAAAAUUGAUAUUUCACUGUGCCAAAACAAUAUUCAGGCAGAAAACGCGAAUCAUGAGAGGUGCAAAGAAAUACUGCAAAGAGACACUCAUAUCAUUCUAACGUUCCAACUGACAGACGGAAAAACAAUUACGUAUAGAUUGUCUAUUGCUAAAUUUCACGAGUUGAGGUAUACAAUUGCGAGUGCGUUGAAAUCCAUGAUUGUGUUGGAGAAGAGGAAAUGUAUGAGCCGUGAUUGA